Molecule: messenger RNA, 3279 nt
Organism: Darwinula stevensoni
Lineage: Eukaryota; Metazoa; Arthropoda; Ostracoda; Podocopida; Darwinulidae
Source: the annotation of a GenBank genome assembly
CCAGAAAGUCUUCCACAUUUGGCCCAGCUUCUGCUAGUUUAUCUUUCGCUAUGUGAUAGUGGUUCUCAUUGCCUUCCCACUUCGUGGGUUUCUUGGAAAAUUUGGUUCCAUGUUUCGCAUCGCCAUCUCAAUUUUUGUUUCAUCUAUGAAAUGGGUUCCAAUGAGGAAUUGCUCACGUCACUGGAAGCAUUGAUGAACGAUUUCUUUUCACCUUGCACGACGAAUGAUCGCAAGCGCGAGAUCGAGAAUCUCUUGAACAAUUUCAAGCAGCAGCAAAAUGCAUGGAGUCUCUCCUUGUGGUUUCUGAACCAUUCCAACAAUGAUUAUGUCAGGAUUUAUUGCCUGACGACUCUUGAGUAUGUCGUCAAUCGGAAGUGGUUGGGACUGGAGACGAGGGAGAGGGUUGAAAUUCGAUCAUCCCUGGAGAAAUUUCUCUUGGAGACUCACCUAAAGGCUCCAUUGUUCAUGAAGAAUAAGCUUGUGAAACUCAUAGUUGAUAUUGCUCGGAUGGAAUGGCCUCAUUUCUAUCCAGAUUUCUACACUAAUAUGUUGCAGAUGCUACAAUAUCAAGACACUGUGCCACUUGGGCUCAAAUUUCUUCAGAUGACAUCUGAGGAAUUGGGUUGCCCUCGGGAAGAUCUGUAUGCUGCCAGGAAAGAAGAGCUUCGGAAGCUCCUUGUGGCCCAGAUCCCCCAAACUCUCAAUGCUUUGACUGUGUUGCUGGAGGGAGUACUCGAUAAGCAUAAACAUAGAGUGACGGCCACUCCUCCUCCAUCUCCCAUACAAGGGAACGAUGAAGUUCCCGAUGAGUCGAUGGAAGGCAAAGGUGGGUUUUGUGCUCUUGGUCUUUACAGCCUGAUGAGGGGGAUUCUGAAGAAUCGAUCAGAAGAAGGGAAGAACCUAUUUUGGACCCUACCGCCAUUAGACCCAGAUACAAGCGACGUCUGCAAACUUGCUCUCCAAGUCCUUGCCCAUUUGUUUUCAUGGAUCCCUCUAUCAAAUUGCAUCUCCUCCAAUCUUUUACAUGCCAUCUUUCAGUUUGCCAGCUUUGGAACAGAUCCCCGACAUAUGGAUUCAAAGGAGGGGGAUUGUAUGGAUGAGCCCUUGAUGGGGGAAACAGCCAUGAAUGCCAUAAAUGAGAUUGUUGGUAGAAAUUGUGUACCUGGAGAGUUCCAAGACCUCCUCCUUGAGAUCUUCAGAAACACCUUCAACAUACUUCAGCGUCUCCUCACCGAGGAGAGCCUUGCUGCCAAUCUUCUCCAACAGAUUCAUCCCAAGUACCUGGAGAAGUUUACAGACUUCUUAAGGUUGUUUGUGAGUAUUCACUUCACUCGGUUUGAAUCCCAUCCCAAUUUCCCUGUGAUGGAGUUCCUGGAUCUGCUGUUCAAGUUCACAUUUCAUCAGCCAACAAAUGAUGGUUUCUUUGCUUGCCUUGAAACAUGGCAUGUCUUCUUGGACUGUCUCUCAACAGUACAGCAGAUGCGCCAUGGAUAUAAGACAUCUCUUACAGACCGAUAUCGUGAAGCCUACGAAUCUCUGACACUCCAGGUCUUGCACAAAAUCCAGUUCCGUUACAACCAACCACAGCUGGAAGAGAUGGAUGAUGAAUCUCUUGAUGAGAAUACAGCUGUUGUGAAUGAGAAGAAAGGGGAAGAAGACAUCCGGAGACUCACCAUCACAGCCGAACAGGAGUGUCGGAAGCUCCACUGUCUCCUUCGUGACCUCUCUUCCUUCCUCCAGGCAGCUGGGCGCAUGAGCGAGUUCUUCAUUGGGGAAAAUUUCCAGCCCCGCUUGCCUAUGGCUGAAGCCAUUGUCAACAAAAUCGCAGAGACGGCUCAAUAUGGGAGUCGACUGAAGCUUUUCCAAGUCCAGACAGCUGUGAAAGUGUUAAAAAGUGACUUUGCAGAAGCGCACGCACAGUCGUUUGCUGCCCUGAAAGCAUGGAGUCAUUGGCUUGCUCAGUUUUAUGGGGAGAGCCUAAGGAAUCCAGAUCAUGCUGAUCAUCAGAGGUUUCAAGAACUUCUCACAUCCAUUGUGACUGCUACAGUUCCUAUGAUAUCUGUAGAUGACCGCUUGUUGCUGUACCGUGCUAUGAUGAAUUCCCUAAUUCUGCCCUGGCCUGGGAACACCGAUCAGCAAUGGGAAGUGAGAGAGCAGCACAUUGCUGUCUUUGUUCGUGCCAUUACAGGGAACUUCCUCUCUCUGAAGCACUCUCAUGACUUCAAUUUACACUCUGGUCUCCAAGAUCGCACAAAGGAAGAGAUUAAACAGACAGUAUGGAUCCUUGGAGAUCAGGCAGAGAAUAUAGCCGAGGAGACGACACGAACCAAAGCGAUGCUCUUUUCUGCCAUACAUCUCCAUGUCUCCACAGCCAUCCAGAUCCUCCCUGCUGUAAUCAACAUUGCAGAUGUAUCAGAAGAAUUGCUGGGGUUUUUCCUGGUACUCUUUCGUGUAUUGAGAACCCAGAUGGGCCCUUCUUUGACUCAACAGACCUUAGAAACUCUCCUGGGUGCAUUCUCGAAGGAACACAUGGCCGAGGCAGUGAUGAGCAAGGCUCGUGUCGUUGAGCGUUUCCUUCGGAUCCUGGAACUGGUUAUGCAAGAACCUGGAUCUGCAUUCCAGCAUUUCAUUCCAUCCACACUUUCCCUAUGCCUGGAGCACAUUUAUCCAUCUCUGGCUGAUAAGCAAUCUGAUGUGAAAGGGCCUCUGUAUGAUGUCCUGACUGCCAUUCUUGUGCAUCACCACAAGUAUUUCUUCAAAACAAAUAUCCUCACAUCAUUGGGUGCACCAGGUUCAGAGAUCCUUGAGAAUGAGACUCACUUCUCAGGCAUCAUGAGUGCCUUCAUUCAGUCAUUCCAACAGGAUGACAUCUCACUCUUUAGACAGAAUCUGGAAGCCCUUGAGAAGAUGAAUGCCAAGUGGAAACUGUUUCACAAAGAGGUGUUUUGUCAGACAAUGGCCUUCCCUUUCUUGUCCUCACUGCUUCACGUUUUGGCUGAGAGAACCCAUGACCUGGUGAAGGAAGAGAUUGCAAUAUGCAUGCAUAAUAUAGCUUCAGCCAUGGACUUUUCACCCUUUUUUGACUUCUUCCUCCCACAUUUCCUCAAUGAGAAGUGCUCUAACAUCCAGACAAGACAACGAGCUGCUCUUCUCGAUCACUUCCGUCGAGAGCAAGACCUGCCGACAUUCACCUGGAACCUACACCAGUUUGUGAAUGACCUCAGGUAUUACCAAGUCCUGAAUUCAGGACUGCCACCAAGUGCUGUGACCUUCGCGUGA